Cloeon dipterum is the source of this 1069-nucleotide messenger RNA. RefSeq names its product brachyurin-like. The transcript is spliced from 6 exons. The record is from RefSeq and is a predicted model, not a curated record. Gene Ontology annotation, biological process: proteolysis. The coding region runs from base 143 to 1042 and encodes 299 amino acids. Gene Ontology annotation, molecular function: serine-type endopeptidase activity. Lineage: Eukaryota; Metazoa; Arthropoda; Insecta; Ephemeroptera; Baetidae.
UCGGCUUUUGUCUACGAGAAAAUUGAAAUGUUCCUCACGUGACCAGUUAUGCAAACCCGUUAACAGAUUGACUGUCAUUUAAAUGAGCUGAACCUUGAAAAAUCAGAAGUGUACCAUGCUAAUCACGAAAAUCAGAUAAGAAAUGUUUAGAAAAGGCAAUUUUCGCCGAAAUCCCAGCACAGAUCGUGACCCGUCUGCGUCCAGGAUGCGAGUUCUCGUGUGCGUGUUGGUGGCGCUCGCCCUCUCAGAGGCCUCGCCGGCCUUCCAGUCCGUCUCAUUACCCGUGCGAAAACUGCAAGACGUUGUGGAGGAGAGAGUGAUAGGUGGUCAGGAAUCAAGCAUUUCCUGGUUUCCUCAUAUGGUGGCGGUAAUCUCGGACGAAACAAACUUCUGUGGGGGAUCGCUGAUUUCAGAAAACCACGUAAUCACUGCCGCACAUUGCGUGAUUGGGAUGACCAACAGUCACGUGAUUCUUGGAACCCUGGAGCCAACGAACACAACUAGCAUCGGCUACACGUUCAUGUCAGUAUCGGAAACGAUAAUUCACUCCGGCUACAAUGUCGCCACCAAGGACAACGACAUCGCAAUGCUGACCCUGGGCUCCAAUGCGCCAACCGGAAGCAACAUACAACCAGUUCUUCUGCCUAGAGUAAACACGAAUUUAGAUUUAACUGGACGCAGCGCCCAACUAUCCGGCUGGGGGAAAGUCAGCGACGAUUCCAGUUAUAUAAGCAAUGUGUUGAGGAACGCAACAGUGCCAAUUGUGGACAAUCAGGAGUGCUUGUUUGAUUACGGCCCUAAUUACGUGAACGAAAGGAAAUUGUGUGUUGCCACCAACGGCGGCACCGUCGGCGCAUGUUACGGCGAUUCGGGUAGUCCAUUGGUCCUGGAUGACGUCAACAACGGAGAGAGGAUUCAGGUUGGUGUCAUGUCUUUUGGCGCCUCUGUUGGCUGCACCCAAGGAUACUCCACCGUCUACACCAGAGUCACCAACUACCUGCAGUGGAUUCAGGACAACGGCGGCCCAGCUGUCAGACCCUAAAAGCAAUAAAAUUUGAUUUUUUUGAUA